AUGCCAGGAGUUCCCCCCGAUGCUCUCGAUCAGCUGAAGAAAGGCUUCAAAAAAUUCUUCCUGCGCAGAAAGAAGAAGAACGCAACCAAGGAAGAUGAGCAACCCGCGCCGCCUGCUGAAAACAAGCCGGCUGAGACGCCCACCGCGCCUGCGACCGAACCAACCCAAACCUCACCACCUCCUGCCGCUCCAGCGGCUGCUCCAGUAGCUCAGACUCCCGAGGCUACAACCUCGGGUGCCCCGGCCACCGAAGGCGGUGCUCCCGUUCCACAGCCCGCUCAAGCUCCAGAGAACACCACGGCUCCAACCACUGAACCCGCUCCGACACCGCAGCCGCCCACGCAACCUGCAGCAACCGACGCCCCUAAAGAAGCUGCUCCCAAGGAAGAGACUCCUAAGGAAGAGACUCCUAAGGAAGAGACUCCUAAGGAUCCUGCUCCUAAGGAUCCAGCGCCCGAGGAACCGGUCCCCGCGGAACCACCCACACAAGCGUCAGCCGCCCCAACUGAGACUCCCUCUAAGCCCGCGGAGCCCACACCGGCUCCUGAGGCGAAACCUGCUGAAACCCCCGUAGCCACGGAAUCCGCAGCAACUGCACCCGCCAAAGAAGAGGAAAAGCCAGCGCAACCCGAUGCCACGCCGGAAACAAAAGCACCGGCUGAGAGUGAAGCUCCCAAAUAA
Molecule: messenger RNA, 681 nt
Organism: Coccidioides posadasii C735 delta SOWgp
Lineage: Eukaryota; Fungi; Ascomycota; Eurotiomycetes; Onygenales; Onygenaceae
Source: RefSeq, a predicted model, not a curated record